CGCUGUUCGGCAUUCAUUCAGUACGCAGCGAACGAGCCGACGGAGCAGUCAUAGAGAAACGCUACUGGCAGUAUACGUGUGUGCGUGAGUCAUCACCGUUCGCGUCACUAUGGAGAUCAGCUUAGUAACGCUGGCCCUACUGGUUGGCCUGUGUGUGGCAGUUUACCGGUACGUUACGAAGAACUACUUUUAUUUCGCCGACAAACCCAUCCCGUUCAUGAAACCGUCCUUCCCGUUCGGCAAUGCGGGACCGAUUCUGAUGAAAAAAGUGACACUGUUCGAACACUUCAAAAAUCUGUACGACGCGUUCCCGAAUGCAAGAAUUCAUGGCACGUUUAACAUGCGCCAACCGGUGUACAUCGUGCGCGAUCCCGAGCUGGUGAAGCAGAUCACGGUAAAGGACUUUGACUACUUCGUGGACCACAUGACCACGGGCAUGGAGCAGACGGAGGACAACAACAGCAACCAUCUGCUGCUCGGCAACUCGCUCGUAUCGCUGCGGGGACAAAAGUGGCGCGAUAUGAGGGCCACCCUCAGCCCGGCAUUUACCGGCAGCAAGAUGCGGCUCAUGUUCGCCCUGAUCGCUGACUGUGGCAAAUCGAUGGUGGAACACUUCCGGGAGGAAGAUAAGAAGGCCCGGGCGGCCGGUGGCACCGGCUAUCAGCUGGAGAUGAAGGAUGUCAUGACGCGGUUCGCGAACGAUGUGAUCGGUACGGCCGCGUUCGGCAUCAAGGUGGACUCGUUCCGCGAUCCUACCAACGUGUUCAUCACCAUGGCACGGUCGGUCACGAACCAGGAGUCGCUGGUGAAGGCGCUGAAGAUGAUCGGCUACACGUUCGCGCCUAAGUUGAUGACGCGGUUCAACAUCGAUUUCCUCACGCCGGAGGAGGAUCAGUUCUUCCGCAGCACCAUACUGGAGACGAUGCGGACGCGCCAGGAGAAGGGCAUCUUCCGGCCGGACAUGAUCGAGCUGUUGAUGCAGGCGAAGAAGGGCAGUUUGAAGCACCAGCAGGCAGAGGAACCAAGGACGGACAGUGAAACCGGGGAAGGGUUUGCGACCGUGGAGGAGUCGCACGUCGGGCGACGUGCGCACGAUCGCGUCUGGACGGACACGGAGCUGAUUGCGCAGGCGUUCAUUUUCUUCUUCGCCGGGUUCGAAACCAUCUCCUGGACGAUAUCGUUUGCGCUGUACGAGCUAGCGGUGAACGAGGACAUACAGGCCCGACUGUACGAGGAGGUGCGCGAUGCGGAACAGUCGCUGGAGGAGGGGAAAACGCUCACGUACGAACAGCUGCAAUCGCUGCCGUACCUGGAUAUGGUCGUGUCGGAAACGCUCCGACGGUGGCCCAUCGCAACGGUGCUGAAUCGCGAGUGCGUCCGGAACUAUCAGUACGACGAUGGGCAGGGCACACGGUUUACCAUCGAGAAGGGAACGCUGGUCUUCAUACCGGUCGUGGGCAUUCAUUUCGACCCGAAGUACUUCCCCGAGCCGGAGCGUUUCGAUCCCGAACGGUUCAGUGCGGCCAAUCGCAACAACAUCCAACCGGGUACGUACCUACCGUUCGGUGCUGGUCCACGCAAUUGCAUUGGUUCCCGGUUCGCACUGAUGGAGGCAAAGGCAGCGCUGUACUAUCUGCUGCUCAAUUUCCGUCUCAUACCCUGCGCUAAAACGCAGAUUCCGCUCAAGUUGAAAAAAUCGUCCACUCAGUUUGCCACCGAGCAGGGCAUCUGGUUGGAGUUCCAGUCGAGAAGCAGUUGAGUUGAGGGGAUGUGCGACCGGUUGUUGCAUGUAUUUUAAUAUCUCUAGCUUUAGUCAUUUGUAAUACGCGAGGCACAGUGCAAAAUAUAAUCGUCCAAUCAAGA
Molecule: messenger RNA, 1863 nt
Organism: Anopheles merus
Lineage: Eukaryota; Metazoa; Arthropoda; Insecta; Diptera; Culicidae
Product: cytochrome P450 9e2-like
Exons: 2
Coding region: 110-1759 (549 amino acids)
Molecular function (GO): iron ion binding; heme binding; monooxygenase activity
Source: RefSeq, a predicted model, not a curated record